AUGUCCAAAAGAGAUUUAAAUGAUCGAAACGAAAGGAAGCUGGAUUCUAGUGAUUAUGAAAACAUCCUUUCGCAGCAUAAUAUAUUUGAAGCGUCGAGACCAAAACACCAAGAACUGCCCAGUUUUCCCGGUUAUUCAAAUGCGGAAACACAAACCAAAUCUAGUGAUAUAAAGGGUCAAUCAGCACAAUCAAGCCUAGGUGCCUGGCCUUAUAAUCCAUGGUGGAUGCUGGCAAGCACUUCAAAAACCGCUCCAUCUCAGGAUGACUUUUCUGAAGGUAGUGAUCAAACUAAAGUUAAGAAAGAACCUAGCGGUGCUGGUACACCAGAUCGAGAUCCACUACAAUCAGAUUUUGAACAAUUUCAGUCAGCAACACCUCCAGCUGGUCUUGAUUCUUUUUGUGAUGACUGUUCAGAUCCUUUUUGUGAUUCAAGUACGGCAGUUUGUCGUAAGCUGUUUCACUGCCCACAUUGCAGAAAAAGUUAUCCUACCAUUCUAGAAUUCAAUACACACUUAACAGGUGUACACCCAGCUCAAAAACCAUUCCGGUGUCAAAUUUGUUUAGAGCCAUUUCACAAAAAGUCGCAUCUACGCAGACAUUUAGAUUCAAGCCAUUCUCGAAAAGAUGUGAACAAGUGUUCUGUCUGCUCUAAAUAUAUUAAAGAUAAAAGCAACUUACGAAAACAUAUGCAGGUUCAUACAGGGAGAGUGCCACAAAAGCAAUUUAAAUGUGACCUGUGUAAUAAUAAGCGAUAUAUGUCACUAGACAGAUUAAACAAUCACAAGGUAGUCUGUACAGGUGAAAAAGUAUUGAAAUAUUGCGAUAUGUGUACUAAAGUAUUUGAUAAUUCAAGAUCAUUGAAUAGCCACAAAAAAGUACAUGCAAGGGAACUGAAAUGUGAAAACUGUGGUGAACAACUCAGAUCACUGGAGCAGUUUAAUAAUCACCAGUUGGUUUGUCUUACAAACACAUCAGAGGUAAGUGUUACAGCAUCAACAAGUAGUGGAGCAACUGUGAAUCCUUGCUGUACCCAGCCUGGGCUAUGUGAACAUGAUAAACCUGCCUAUUUGAAUAUACCAAGCUAUGCAGCUAAUAGAGUGUUAAAUGCAACACUAUCUUCUCUUAAAUCAGACAUGAACUGA
This is a messenger RNA of Pieris macdunnoughi, 1143 nucleotides long. The record is from the annotation of a GenBank genome assembly. NCBI's taxonomy places the organism in Eukaryota, Metazoa, Arthropoda, Insecta, Lepidoptera, Pieridae.